ACGCAGUGCAGGAAACCUACGUUCCAUGCGCAUUUCCUGCAUCGCAUUCAAAAUGCACUGGGUGUGCGAUCUGCACAGGGUGUUAAUGUAUACCUAACGACACCACAAAUGCAGAUUGCAAACACAGUAGGUUUGCCUGCACUGGAUUGUAUGGUGCUGCAAUACUAUUCAAUUCUGUUGCAAUACAUUUUGGUACAUGCACUACUUUUGGUGCGAUCCAGCAGGUGCGGACUGACCAUUUGGAAACUCAGGCACUGCCCGAGGGCCCGGGGUCAGUAGGGGGCUCCAUGAGAUGCCCCUGGUACCUUUUUCAUAGGCUUUUUUGAGUUUGGACAAGGACACAGGGGCCCCAUGAUCCCUUAUUGCCUGGGGACCCCAU
Staurois parvus is the source of this 379-nucleotide messenger RNA. The record is from the annotation of a GenBank genome assembly. Lineage: Eukaryota; Metazoa; Chordata; Amphibia; Anura; Ranidae.